AACUUCUGCUGCUUUGAUUGUAGACACAAAAAACUGCGAAAUCAAGGAGAAGGACAGCGCCCAGAAUAACUGUAAACCUCUGCGAACUGUGUGGAGCAUCGCGUUGGAAAUGGGACUACAGUCAUACUCUCCGUGCUGUCGGACGUUAAAACAGAGGACAUGUCUUUUGGUUUGUUAAAGCCACAGUGCAACACUCAGCUCUCCAAGCAUGCUACAGUAGUGACAGUAUCUCUCCGCUCAGCAGCACUGUUUGAUCCAAGAGAAACGUGCCUUGUAAGGAAGCAGGAUGUUCACAGGAUCCACCAAACUGCCACCCACUAAAAUCCCCCAGCCUGAACGGCUGGAUGAAGUGUACGCUGCCUUACGAAGAGGCUUACAGUCGUACCUGCAGGUCCACCAGCUGGAGCUGGACAGUCUGGGUCAGCAGAUCAAAGAAAACAAGAGAAAUGGUCGUUUGGGGUCUUUGUAUGAGCAGGAUAAGCAAGUGAAAGCCAUAGAGAGGUUCAUGCGUCGCUUGGAAUUCCAUCUCAGCAAGGUUGAGGAGCUGUAUGAUGCUUAUUGUAUACAGCGACGACUGCGUGAUGGAGCAAGUAAGAUGGUGGCGGCCUUUAACUCCGCCACUGGCAGCAAGGAGGCCAGAGAGAGCCUGAGCGAAGCAAACAAGGGAUACAGGGAAUGUACAGAGCACAUGUGCUCACUUGAGAGUGAAUUAGAAAGCCAGAUGGGAGAAUUUCAUGUCAAGAUGAAGGGCCUUGCUGGCUUUGCACGGCUGUGUGCAGGUGACCAGUAUGAGGUCCUGAUGCGUUAUGGGCGUCAACGCUGGAGGCUACGAGGCCGCGUGGAGGUCAGCAACAAGCAGAUAUGGGACAGCGAAGAAUAUAUUUUCCUGCCUCUCGUCACAGAGCUGCUGUCAAUCAAGGUGACGGAGCUUAAGAGCCUGGCCAAUCAUGUGGUGGUGGGUAGUGUGUCCUGCGAGAUGCUCGACCUGUUCUGCCCACUCCCCCAGACGCUCGCCGUGGACAUCAACGACCUCGGGACGGUGAAGUUAAACUUGGAGGUCACCUGGAGCCCGUUUGAUAAGGAUGACCAGACGUCAUCCACCAGUACAGUUUCUAAACGGCUGUUGUCCAAUCAGAGCCCCCCUGACACGCCCUCUAUGCGGGAGCAGGUGUUUUAUAGCGUGCCUCACGGCAGGCCCAGACAGAACUACUCACUGCUGGAGGCCUUCCACGAUGUCCCGACGGACAGGACGGCAUCCUUGCGUUAUGACUUCAGCCGUACAACCCCUCGAUUCACCUCUGUACAGUCGUCUCUGCUGAAGCGACAGGGGGAAAUGGAUAACGGGACAGUCUGGUCCAACUCCUCUGAAUCCUCUGAUGACUCCUCCAGUCCGGCGCUGGCUCAUCACGCUCAGAGGCUGACGGCGUCCAACAUGCUGCAAAGCACUCUCACCAGUCAGCUGUCGUUCACUCCGCACAAGUCCAGCGCAUCAACACCAUCACUGUCGUCCAACCAAGAGGAGGACGAGACAGAGGCCGGGGAGGUCUUCUCUCAGAGAGAUGCGGUGCCUAACGGCCAUCUGCAGACUUCCUGCUCUCACAGCCAUGUGAGUGAGAGCAGCCCAGACUGUACUGUGACUGACAGGGCGUCUGUCCCGUCAGCUGACCUCUCUGAAACCUCAGCAGACCUGAGCUGCUCAUGCCCCGACGUCUCGUCUGCACUUCCUGUGUUGUUGGUGGAGACAGCUGAGAGCCAUGUGUCUGAAAGUGGCAUCCCACAAGUGUGUGUUUCAGCAGAGGAUGUAAAGGAUGAUCCAUGUGAGGACUCAUCUGCACAGGCUGAGGCAGAGACAGAGGACAACACCACUGAAGCAGGAGGUGGCCACCAGGUAGAAGCAUCAGAGAAACACAGUCAGUCACAUCAGUCCAUCCAGGAGCUAAAACAACCAGAGGAUGCUCCAACGGUUCCUUUUCCUACUUCCUCUAGUUUCACUCAGGAAGUUGAGACAGCCCUUGAAAGUUUUGACUUUCUCAACUGCUCUGACCUUGAGGAGGAGGAGGAGGAGGAAGAGGAGGAGGAGGAGGAGAAGGAAGAGGAGGAGAAGGAGGAGGAGGAUGAGGAGGAGGAAGAAGAUGAGCAUCAAGAGGAAGAGGAAGGAGAAAAGGAAGAGGAGGAUGGACAACAUGAAGAGGACCAAAACAAAGUGGAAGAAGAAAAAACACAGGAAGAAGAAAAGGUUGAAGAGAAUUUCUACUCUGGAGGAAGCAGUGAUGUGGAGGAAGCAGAUGGCCUCGAGAUCCUCAUGGAAGCCCCAGAAGGAUUUAGGAACUCAGAUGAGGAUCGUUUCUCUGAAUCGCAGGAGUCGAGCGUGGAAGACGUGCAGGAUUUGGGACAGAUGGAAAUGCCAGAGGAGAAGGAGGAACCCAGCGAGGAAAAGGGAGAUGAACGACAUGGAAAAGACGCAUCACAUGAUCAAGAGGAAAGUCCCUCCACCCCCAGCCAUUUGGCCACUACUGUCUUUUAAUGACACAGUGGAAUUAUAACUAAACCAUUUCUCCCACUCUGAUCUACUCAUGCCAUCUCCCUCUUACACUGAGGGACCAGAGGCCUUGAGGGUGUUCCACUUACUGCUCAGACAAACAAGCUCUUCCAUUACGGUGGAGUUUGUGCACAUAUUUGCCUUGUUCUGACCAAGAACGAUAAACCUCGGGGUUUCUGCACCUCAGUCAUGACUGAAAAAAAAACCACACGCACACACACACAUCCCUUCAAAAGUUCUCGCUCCUUCAACACACACUCUGUCAUGUUGCCUGGGUUUAAGUGGGAUACCACAUAAGUUUACACUUUCAUAAACUGUUCCUGUCAUGUGCAAAUUCAAUGUCCAAAUUGCCAACAUUUCAGGAACAGCUAAAAGCGGCCUUGUUUUUGGCUUUAUUAUAGUGCAUUUUUUAAGUGAUCUAAUAAUUUCGAAAUGUUUUUAUAAGUUCAAGUUGAUGCAUUUCCUCAAUCUACAGAGAACACAAUCACUUACCGAGUUACAUUUCAAGGUUUUCAAAACUAUCAGUAUUUGCAGACAUGAAAAACUAUUAAGGGUUUAUGAUUUUCAGUGUUAAAUUGGCGUACAGCCUUGAGCUCUUUCACUGUCAGCAGGACAGGAAAAGAUUUCAUGAGCAUGUGAUGUUUGUCUGAAGAUUUUUAUCAACAUGAAGUCAUUUCCAAAGCAGGAAUGUACCCUGAGAACCAACAGGAUAUUUUCAUUUUAGGCAUCAGAGACAGCUAAUGAGAAUAUUCAGUGAUACAUGAUUAACCUUCAAAGCUGUACCAGGGCCUGAGCUGAAUACAUUAUGUAGGAAAUGAAUAGAAACACUUGAAGGAUAGCAGUCUGAGUUUCUCUUCAAAACUCAUUUUGGUCCAGUUUUUACAAACAUGGAAACAAUCUGCAGUGUAAAACUAUAUUUAAAUCUGCAUGUGUAGCUGCCUCACACUGCCAGCAUGUCCGUAUGAAAAGCUCAUCUGAUCAGUUUUAGUGUGUAAGCUAGGCUCCAGUUUCAAGGAAGCCAUUGGGUCUGUAGCUGUGUACAAAAGCUGCCUCACGGGGGCGCCAUAGUCUUUCAGCAUCAUGCUUUAACGUCGUUCUACAAAAGCCUCGUCAUUCAGAAAGUGCCUCAAGUGACAGAGAUGGAAGGUUUUAAAUGCCGGGACAGGAGGGAUCAGGCAAAAGAUAACAGUGUUUAUUUUCUGAAUUACUUUAAGAGUGUGCACAAUAAGAGAUAUUUACUGUUUCAUAUAAAGAAUUGUAUAUGUCUUGAAAUGUUAAAAUGUUUUAUGUUCAGAAAUGUUUAAACUUUAUAAAGGUUUCUUUGAAGGUAA
Messenger RNA from Seriola aureovittata, 3870 nucleotides. Its product is annotated as rho family-interacting cell polarization regulator 1-like. The coding region runs from base 287 to 2524 and encodes 745 amino acids. The record is from RefSeq and is a predicted model, not a curated record. The transcript is spliced from 18 exons. Lineage: Eukaryota; Metazoa; Chordata; Actinopteri; Carangiformes; Carangidae.